Tripterygium wilfordii is the source of this 4226-nucleotide messenger RNA. Its product is annotated as receptor-like serine/threonine-protein kinase ALE2. NCBI's taxonomy places the organism in Eukaryota, Viridiplantae, Streptophyta, Magnoliopsida, Celastrales, Celastraceae. Gene Ontology annotation, molecular function: ATP binding; protein kinase activity. The transcript has 16 exons. Gene Ontology annotation, biological process: protein phosphorylation. The record is from RefSeq and is a predicted model, not a curated record. The coding region runs from base 534 to 3839 and encodes 1101 amino acids.
UUAACACCACUAAUCAAUAAUCUUCUCUCUUUAUAGCCUCCAACCAAACCUCCUCACAAGUCACAUCUUUUAUUUGUCUUAAAAAGGGCAGAGUCUGUUACUUGGCACUUUGAGUCCCUGUUCAUUGUAUUAUUACUAUAUUUUUUGUUUUUGUUUUGAACAGUUUUUUUUAAUUGAUUUUCUUUGUAAUAACUCAUGUCAGUGAAUGCGUUUCCACUAUCAAACAUGGUGGUGGUACUCUUAAGGGCUCUGUGAAAAACAGAGCUUAUGGGUUCUGAUUUUUUUAUCACCGAACGCAGUUUGGGGUUUCUCCAUAAACCGCCUUCUCAAUGCUUUGCUUACACUGUUCAAGGGUUGUUGCUAAUCUAGCCUCCCUUUUGUUAUCGCUUCUCGUUAUCUACAACCCAGUCUCUUGAUAUAGUGAUUUAUUGGUUCCAUUAUUUUUAUAAUUAUAGAAUCUUUGUUGUGGGCGAUUUAUUGGGGAGUUCUGUAUUGAGUUUAAGUUAUAGAGGUUUAGAUUUGGUGUUUAGGGGAUGGGGUUGCUGGUGGAGGUACCAGUGAUUCUUCGGCUUCUGAAACUCUCCGUCAUUUGUACCCUUUUCACUGUCCACGGAUCUACAGGGUAUGAUAUAUUCCCAUUGCCAGCGGAUCUUUCUGAUAUUCUUUUUGUAGAAAGUACACCUGCUCCUGUUUCAUGGAGUAGCAAUUCACCUGGAUCAGCACCUCAGCAUCAUGGGUCAGGCUUGCUUGCUCCUCUUGCAUCACCACCUCUAAUGUCUACUCCUAGUUCCAGGACAAAAGGGCUUGUGCCCUCCUUAUCACCUAGUACUCCAAUGGAACCGACGCCACAUGAUGCAGCUCCUCCUCCUUUGACUGAUCAAGGAGAUUCACCAUCCUUGUCACCAAGGGUUCCCUUUGUAUCACCGUCUAAUCCCACUGCUACUCCCCCCUCAAAUAUUCAUGCAGAUGCUCCAUCCUUGUUGCCUGGUGCUCCUGGAGAAAAGACGCCAGCUGGAAAUGCUUCCAUCUCGGUGCCAGUUGCAACCCCAACAAGUUUUCCACAAAUAGCACCAGCCAUCAACCUGAGUACACCAGGAACUUUUCCCCCAACGGCCCAUCAAAGAAAUGCGUCAAAGAGAGAGGCUCCCGUUGAAGAGCCCAUUGCUCCAGGAACUUUCUCCCCAUCCCCGGGCAGCCAAGAACGGAAUGAGUCAAACAACAAGGCUCCUGGAGCUCCAGGACCAACCGUUGACCCAAGUAUUCCCACAACUCUGCCACCAACCUCACAUCAAAGAAAUGAAUCAAACUAUGAAGCUCCUAAGGUGGCGCCUGUUGCUCCAGCACCUCCAACUAGAGGCGAUUCGCCACCAAUUCAUCAUCGAAGGAAUGCAUAUGAUGAUAAGGCUCCAGCAAUUUCACCAACCACUCCAGUUGCAGAUCCUGAUGUCUCUCCAGCAUCUACUCCAGGCGUUGACUGGGAGAAAGGUGGAGUGCCGGUUGCUGCACCACCAAAUGAUAUUCCCAAGCUCUUGCCACCUGUGAAUCAUUUGCCAACUAAGGGUCCUGCCGAGCCUCCUGCAUUUAUUCCAUCAAGUGGGCGAAGACAAAAUUCUCCUGCACACUCACCCUUUGAUCCAGGUUCUUUACUUUCUCCAUCCCGUCAUCCCUUUCCUCCAUCAAUGAGCCAUGCGUCACCUGCUCCUUCACCAUUUCCAAGUUCUGAAUCUGGCUGGACCAAAACAGUGCCCAUUCUCUCCCCUAAGGUUUCUCCUUCUGGGCCUUCACCAAGAAGUCCAAAGAUUCCAUUUCUGCCUCCAAUUCAAGCACUACCACCUCCUCCUCCUAAUGAAGACUGUUCUUCUACGGUUUGCACAGAGCCAUAUACAAAUACUCCUUCUGGGUCUCCCUGUGGCUGUGUUUGGCCCAUGCAAGUUGGGCUGCGCCUCAGUGUUGCCCUUUACACUUUCUUCCCUUUGGUUUCACAGCUAGCCGAGGAAAUGGCUACUGGGGUAUUCAUGAAACAAAGUCAAGUUCAUAUUAUUGGAGCCAAUGCGGCCAGCCAGCAACCAGAAAAGACAAUCGUCCUUGUUGACUUGGUACCUCUUGACGACACGUUUGAUAACACUACAGCAUUUUUGACAUAUCAAAGAUUUUGGCAUAAACGAGUUGUCAUAAAUCCUUCCCUGUUUGGGGAAUAUGACGUAUUAUAUGUGCGUUAUCCAGGUCUACCUCCAUCUCCACCCUCUGCACAGAGCAUUACCAUGAUAGAUGGUGGGCCUUUUUCUGCUAAUGGCAAUAAUGCACGGGCAAUAAAGCCCCUGGGGGUUGAUGUGCGGAACAGGCAGCAUAAAGAUGGUCUUAGUGGUGGCAUAAUUGCUGUAAUUGUUCUGUCAGUCCUUGUGGCAGUUGUUUUGUGUGGCGCAAUUGCUUGCGUUCUGCUGUUCAAACACAGAGACCAUGCUUCGCAACCAGGGUCUACCCAACAGUCCUUACCCGCUACUGUCCUAAAACCAUCAGGUACUACUGGGUCAAUUAUAGGAAGUGGUAUCAGUUCUACUUCCUUAUCAUUUGCGUCUAGCAUUGCUCCUUACACAGGAUCUGCUAAAACCUUCAGCACGACUGAUAUAGAGAAGGCAACAGACAACUUUAAUCCUUUGAGAGUACUUGGCGAAGGUGGCUUUGGUCGUGUUUACAGUGGCGUUCUUGAAGAUGGGACCAAAGUGGCAGUCAAAGUUUUAAAGAGAGAUGAUCAGCAGGGUGGACGUGAAUUCUUGGCUGAAGUCGAGAUGCUCAGCCGUCUACACCACAGAAAUUUGGUCAAGUUGAUUGGAAUAUGUACAGAGGAGCGCAGCCGGUGCUUGGUUUAUGAACUCAUUCCAAAUGGCAGUGUAGAAUCUCAUCUACAUGGAAUUGACAAAGAAGCUCCACUUGAUUGGGAUGCCCGGGUGAAGAUAGCUCUUGGUGCUGCAAGGGGUCUAGCAUAUUUGCAUGAAGAUUCUAGCCCCCGUGUCAUACACAGAGAUUUCAAGUCGAGCAACAUCUUGCUGGAACAUGAUUUCACGCCAAAAGUGUCUGACUUUGGUUUGGCACGAGCUGCCAUGGAUGAGGAGAACAAGCAUGUAUCAACACGUGUUAUGGGAACUUUUGGGUAUGUGGCUCCUGAGUAUGCGAUGACCGGGCAUCUUCUGGUGAAGAGUGAUGUUUACAGCUACGGUGUAGUCCUCCUUGAGCUUCUAACUGGAAGGAAACCUGUAGAUAUGUCACAACUACCCGGUCAAGAGAAUUUAGUUGCAUGGGCACGUCCACUCCUCACAAGUAGAGAAGGGUUGGAAACAAUAGUAGAUCCAUGCUUAGGACCUGAUGUCUCUUUUGAUAGUAUUUCUAAAGUAGCUGCGAUUGCUUCAAUGUGUGUACAGUCAGAGGUAUCGCACCGUCCUUUCAUGGGCGAGGUAGUUCAGGCCUUAAAGUUAGUAUGUAAUGAGUGUGAUGAGGCGAAAGAAGUAGGUUCGAGAACUUCUAGCCGAGAAAAUUUGUCGAUGGACUUGGAUACUGGAGUCAGUACUGGCUCAAGACAGCUUCCAGAUCCUUUGCAAAGCCAAUACCACAUGCCUCACUAUGAUUUCGGGCCUGAUACAGAGAUGGGACUGUCAGCCUCAGAUUUGUUCAGCGCACCGGCGAGACUGGACAGACAGGCAUCUGGAUCCUUUAGGAGAUAUUCCAGUUCCGGUCCAUUGAGGACUGGAAGGGGCAGACAGUUCUGGCAGACAAUAAGGGGGUUAACUGGGGGUAGUGUGAGUGAACACGGAGUUAUGUUCAAGGUACAACCAAGUUCGCAUUGAGCAUUUGCAGUCUCUUUCCAUGAAAGCUUCAUGCACGCAGAGCUUUCGAUUCCUGUGACUCCUGCAUGCAUAUUAGAAUGCCAUACUGGGGCUUGCAAUAGAAAAGCGUGCAAAUUCUUCAUCUUGAGUACAUAAUUCGACUGCCUGUCGUAGCCUCGAUGGAAAAGCUGCGUUAUGAUGAAGGCUUCCUCAUAAUACUGGACUAAUCUGGCAAGGUUGGCGGAUUCAAUAAUGCAGAAUGCAGAGAUUCUGAUUGAGGCUAUUGUGAUCUCCUUGAAUUGCUAUCCAAAAUGUAUAGUGUUUUGUGUAGAUGAAAAUUAUACUGUUUCCUUUAAAGGGCAUAUUGAAUAUUGAUAUAGUUACUCUCUUUAAAAGUUUUUCCUGCUA